Metopolophium dirhodum (rose-grain aphid) is the source of this 2599-nucleotide messenger RNA. RefSeq lists its product as uncharacterized. NCBI's taxonomy places the organism in Eukaryota, Metazoa, Arthropoda, Insecta, Hemiptera, Aphididae. Gene Ontology annotation, cellular component: plasma membrane. Gene Ontology annotation, biological process: iron ion transport. The coding region runs from base 227 to 1999 and encodes 590 amino acids. The transcript is spliced from 11 exons. The record is from RefSeq and is a predicted model, not a curated record. Gene Ontology annotation, molecular function: oxidoreductase activity; copper ion binding.
UCACGUCGAAGUUUCACUAGUGAGUCGCUCUUGCUCAACGCGUUAACAAGUAAUAUAAAAAUAAUUACGACCGGUCGUAUAACAAAAUUAAUUUUGUGUAUAUGAGAAUUAAUAUAGUGACUUACGAAUAAUAGUAAAAUUAAAGUAAGGCGUAGUGUUUUAGUGUUUCAAAUAAUCAUUUUGUGAACACAUAGAUUUUAAACGGCCUGCGAAUAAAAAUAAAAAUAUGACCGAAAGUAAUCUUCUGUGCGCUUGCAUGCUACGGUUGUCUAUUCUAGUCGGUCUUCUAUCAGUGGUGGUCACUAUAAUCUAUUAUACGCCUAUUCCCGAUUUUGAAGCAUCAAAACAAAAUUGUGAUAGAGAAUGUCAUGAACUGGAUUGGCCGUUAAUUUGCAGAUACAAAAUUGUGUUGGAGACUCAAAAAAUUCAAAACAAUUGUCAAAAAUGUUCUUCCAACAAUCAAACGGGAUGCCAACAUGAUAUGUAUUGUGAUAGAUUUUCAGAGAAAAUUAUUACUGCUAAUAGACAAGUUCCUGGUCCAUCAAUAAGAGUUUGUGAAAACGAUAUAAUGGUAAUAGACGUUGUUAACCGAAUACCCGGUCAUAGCGUUUCGGUACACUGGAGAGGCCAGUGGCAAAAAGAGACUCCGGUAAUGGAUGGAGCACCUAUGGUAACACAAUGUCCAAUACUACCACACACUACAUUUCAAUAUAAAUUUAGAGCUGCUCAAGCAGGAACUCACUGGUGGCAGAUAUUAUCGGGCGACGAGUUGUCCGAUAGAGUAUAUGGAGCAUUCAUAGUGAAGCAGUCGAAACGCAGAGAGCCUCAUGCCUCCAUAUAUGACUAUGAUGAAAUUCCACACGUUUUACUAGUAGAAUACACGACCAUCUCUCAAAAUGGUAUCAAUAAUGAAAUGCGUAUUAAUGGAAUCGAAUCUAACACGUCGAUCACGGUACAAAACAAUAGCAAGUAUAGAUUCAGAACAAUAAAUACAGGAGGAGUUUCGCAAUGUCCAAUUAAGAUAAAAGUGCAUAAACAUCAUUUAACAGUUAUAGCAAUAGACGGUCAUGCGAUUGAACCCAAACCAGUUGACGUUAUUCAAGUUGAACCAGGUGAAACGUUAGACUUCAUUUUAACAACAAUCAAAAACCAAGGAAUUUAUGACAUGACGGUCACCUCAGAGGGUCACUGUAAGGAUUCCAAUCAUACACACACAUUGUACAUACAUUACAACUCGACACUAUAUAACACUAUCUCAGACACAGACAAUCUUGUAAAACCAACCGUAUAUGGGGAACGACACUUGUCCAUUACAAGUCUUGAUAGCUUACCCUACGAGUUGUCAGCAGUCGAAUUGAAAAAUACAAUUUAUUUGGGAUUUUCUUCGAUUAAAUAUCAACUCAGCGAAGGAAGCUGGUCAUUACCGAAUUUCAACAACAUGACGAUGGUCUUACCUUCCGCCCCGUUGCUAUUGCAACAGCCCGAAGACGUGAUAGUGUGUAAUGCAGAAAAUGUGCCACUCAAAUGUCGGUCUAGUAUUACGUCUUGCGAGUGUACACAUAUCAUCGACUUGCCGUUAGGUUCUGCUACGGAAUUAGUUAUUUUCGAUACAGAGCACACUCUGUUCAAAACGGACAGAUCUCAUUCAUUUUACUUGCACGGACACAGUUUCUACGUGGUCGGUCAGAAGAGCAAAGCGUUCGUCAAGUCGGCAGAUCAUGCAAAGAAGUUAGACAGUGAUUCGCACUUAGUACACAGGAAACUCGACAGGUCGGUGCUGAAGAACACUGUUGUCGUUCCAGCAGCAGGUGUAUCUGUCGUGCGAUUUAUCGCUGACAAUCCCGGAUAUUGGAUGUUUAGAAGUGAAAAAACUUCCGAAUGGUCCAGUGGCUUGUCAUUAAUUUUUAGAGUGCUAAAUCCCAGUGGAAGUUUUCCUCAGGUACCCGAAGAUUUUCCUAAAUGUGGAAAUUUUAUAGGUCCAGAAUUCUUUUUGGCCUGAUUUUGUUGUAUUAUUUCAAUUGUCGUUACCGUAUUAAUUUUGAUCUCCAAUAUAAUAUUUAAGUUGUAUGAUAAAAUAGGGACUGUUGUAGUAGUUAAAAAUAUGAAUGUUAUUUAUACACGUAAUUCUUUUAUUUAUUAUAAAUCAGUUUGUAACCAUUACCAAUAUUAUAUAUAAAAAUAUUUUAAUGUAUAAUGUAUAAUGUAUUACUUACCAGUUAUCUACCACUUAUAAUUUAUUUUAUAUAAUAAUGAAUUUGCUUACCUACGUGUAGACAUAAUUUGAUAUCCGAACCCUAUAAAAGUAAUUUUUUUAUUUACUCUUAAGCUUCGACUUACAUACAGCAGUUAUCACUUAUCAACUUUAAAUUUUAAUUACUAUAAAUAUUCUAUUUUAUUUUAAUAGUUAUUCUUAAUGUCUAUAUAUGUUAAUAUUUUAUAUAGGUAAUAUGGUUAGUCUUAGAAAAAAUUUUUAUUUUGUUUGUUGUGUUCAAUUAUUUGUGAUCCCGGGAUUUCAUGUAGUUGGUUUGGUAUAUUUUCAUUUUUUUCUCUGUACUUAAAUUUACGACAUCCAGUUAAUAUACCUUCCUUAUAUGUUUUA